Molecule: messenger RNA, 2460 nt
Organism: Hemibagrus wyckioides
Lineage: Eukaryota; Metazoa; Chordata; Actinopteri; Siluriformes; Bagridae
Product: lebercilin-like
Exons: 8
Coding region: 3-2078 (691 amino acids)
Biological process (GO): intraciliary transport
Cellular component (GO): axoneme
Source: RefSeq, a predicted model, not a curated record
CGAUGAAUUCUUACAGCUUCAAGGAUAAGUACAUGGUGAAGUUAGAACAGAGGAUCCAAGUGUCCCGUCAUGGUGACCGGCGAGACUCGGCUUUGUUAGGGAGAAGGAACAGGAAGCUCCGUGAGGAUAAUGAGAGCUCCAGAGGAAAUAGAGCUUGUACCAGGACACAAGAGGAGAACCGGGAUAAGGACCAGAUGUCUGACAGCGAACAGAGCGAUGCCUCCUACUCGUACUCGGACAGAUUCGAGAGCAAUUCCCUGUCUGACAGGCCCUUCUCACCACACCAUCCUCCAACACCACGCAAAGGGCCAAGGACACAGAGAGUAUCAAAAAUCUCUGUGCACCCGACAGGGGUGCGUAAGGUUGUACCUCGGCGUCCUGGUCCCCUGACCCUACCCCCUCUUUCGUGCGCCAGCACUGUGCACUCUCAGAAACUCAGUAAAGAUGCUCCUCCCCAAAACCUGAGCCUGGUCACCAAGACGCAGCUGUCUGCCCGCCUGUUGAAGAUUACCCAGUUGAAGAACACACUGGCUGAGCAGCAGGCGCACAUCGACGAACUACAGCGAGAAAAUCGUCUACUAAAGCAGUUUCAGCUUCGGCAAGAGAAAUCGCUACAACGCUACGGCAACACAGAGAGCGAGAUCUCGGAGCUCAUCACACGCCAUGAUAAUGAGAUUCAUGUCCUGCGAGAGAGGCUACAGCGCAGUCUCAAGAAGGAGCGCAUGGCCGAACGCCGCUGCACAGAGGCAGAGGCGCAGCUAGAGCAAUGCCAAGACCAGCUGCACAAACUGCAGCAGCUCGCUGACGAAAAGCGUCUUGGGGAAAAAGGAGAGCUGGCACGCAAGCUCGCACAUGCACAGGUCAAAGUGCAGGAGAGCGAGCGUAAAGUCAAGGAACUGGAAAAGAACAUAGAGUUGAGUAGAGGGAUCUUCCAGAGGCAGCUGGCGAGCGAGCGGAAGAAAACCCUUGAUGCCCAACAGGAAUCCCGGACACUGCGGAAUCAAAUCACCAAGCUAAGCGCCAAACUAAAGGAGAGAGAACGAGAGCUGGACGCCAGGGGCAUUUAUGAACUAGAAAAUUCCACCGGGAGGAAAGGUGGCAGUAGAAGCAGCAGUAAAGCAGUGCAGACUGAAGAAGUGUCUCUGAAGGAGCAGGAAAGCAGUGAGCAGAGAGAGACAGGAGCAGGAGCGCAAAGGAUUCAGGAGACAAUAAGAGCGCAGGAGGAGGUUAUAGCAUGUGGGAUAGAGAAAGAGCUGAUAGAGAAAGACGGAGUCACGGAAAGAGAGAGAAAAAUGGAAAGUGGAAAAGAAAGGGUGCAGAAGCAGGGAGUGAACCUUGAGUUUGAUCUGAGCAAAAAGAAAGGGACGAGGCAAGGAGAUGGGAGAGACCGAGAUGAAGAAGACAGGAAGAGGAGAAGUGACUGGCAGACUGAGGAAGAGAAAGUUAAAGAGCCACACCUGAGCGAGCAGGAGAUUCAGGCCAGUCAGGAGCGUGCAGAAGAACAGCGCAGACGCAAAGACCAGCUUUUGGCCAAAUUGCGUGAGGUUGACAUGGAAGGUCAGGCACAGUACUCCAGAUUCUUCCAUGACGAAACAGAAAGAGCUCAAAACCCUCCUCAAGAGCAUAACACCUCCGUCUUCAGCUUCAUAGAGCCUCAUGAACAUCUGAGCACGCCUGAGACCGGGAAACAGGGCACGGCUCUGAGAUCACUGAAAACCAAUCAGGACCUUGACCUCACCUUUGGCAGCUACACUCCAUCGUUUGGUGAUCGCACUCCUCGAAGAGGUCUCAGAUGCCGGAGCCCGAGACAGACCGUGGAGCAGCUGUCAGAAGACGAGAAUGAAGUGAUGGACCUGACUGAACACACAAAGGAGAAGAAGUCUGAUCUCCUGCAGCAGCUGUUCGGGUCCUCAUUUUUAUCUGCGUCCAAUGAGUCACACAAGAUGGAGCUUCUGAGUUCUCCAGGCACGAAAUCUACAAGUGGACGCGGAAGAGGCACGCUGAACAUCUCUGACAGUGGCCCGGCUUUUACAGCCAUUACGACCCUGGACAGUGACAUCGAUGAAAUCACACUGUGAUGAAAUGUCUCUGAUGUGUUUGUGGGGUAUUCUAAUGAGGGAUUUUUUGGGUAAGUUUGCUAAAUUGUUUUUGAUUGAUUGACUUCUGUGGUCAUGAAGUCUUCUGAGCAUCUAGUGUUGUCCUACCUCAAGGACAUUACAGACCCUCUCCUGGAUCCACUACAGUUCGCCUACAAAUCCAACAGAUCUGUAGACGAUGCUGUGAACAUGGUGCAGCAUGAACAACCUGGAGCUCAACUCUCUCAAGACAGAAGAGAUGACAGUGGAUUUCAGGAAGGACCCUUUGCUGUACCUGGCAAUAAAACGUUUUCUGAUUCUGAUUAACAUCUUUAUAUUUACUGUCCUGCUUGAUUCGUACUGUUGUGAAUUCACUGAAGCAGAC